This is a messenger RNA of Arabidopsis arenosa, 1829 nucleotides long. NCBI's taxonomy places the organism in Eukaryota, Viridiplantae, Streptophyta, Magnoliopsida, Brassicales, Brassicaceae. The record is from the annotation of a GenBank genome assembly.
GAGAAUUCUAAACCAAAGUCUUCUCUUUUGUAUCAUAUUAGUUCAUAUAACUCGAAUCUUUUCUGAUUUUGGAUAUAUGUUUUGUUUUACGCUCUAGGGUUGCAACAUUGUGUAGAGAAAUGGGUUCAAAUGCAUCAGAUUCUGCAAUGUUGAAGAGUUGGAAAAAGAAUCCUCCUUCUUCGUCUUCUUCUCUUGUCAGACUUUCUCAGAAUGCUAACGACAAAUACGAAUCACCUCCUUUCUCUUCUGGUGGACACAACUGGAGAUUGGUUGUUUACCCUAAAGGAAACGAAGAGGACAAUGGAAGGGGAUUUGUUUCAAUGUAUGUGGAGUGUCUCUCAUCGACAACAUCACCCAUGGAUGUGUUUGCUUAUCUCACUUUCUUUAUCUUUAGCGAGGAAGAGAAGAAGUACCUCUCUAUUCAAGAUGUUGAAGUUAAGAGGUUCAAUUCUUCAAAAACGGUUUGGGGAUUGUCACAAGCUCUUUCGAUUGAAGCACUCAAAGACCGUGCAAAGGGCUUUAUCUUGUACGGAGAACUACAUGAGUUUGGAGCUCAUGUGAAGAUUGUUUCACGACCCGUCUCUUUUGGUGAAGAUCUCCCUUUUCACAAAUUCUCUUGGACUAUUCGUGAUUUCUCCCUUCUCAGACAGAAUGAUUGCGUUUCGAAAACCUUUCACAUGGGAGAAAAAGAUUGGACUCUAACUUUGUUUCCAAAGGGAGACUCUAGAGCAGAUGGCGAGUUAUCCCAGCAUCUGCAUUUAACUGACAAUGAUACUUUAUUGAAGGGUGAGCUGAUUUUGUUGCGAGUUAACUUGCAGGUUCUAGACCCGCGUGGAUCCAAUCACCUAACAGGAAGCCUUCACAGUUGGCUCAUGAACUCGAACAAAGCAAGGGGUAAGACCCAAUCCAUGUCUUUAGAUAAAAUUCAGGGGGCUUACUUGGACCGCGAAGAUGUUGAAGUUAAGAGGUUCAAUUCUUCAAAAACGGUUUGGGGAUUGUCAAAAGCUCUUUCGAUUGAAACAUUCAAAGACCGUGCAAAGGGAUUUAUCUUGUACGGAGAACUACAUGAGUUUGGUGCUCAUGUGAAGAUUGUUUCACGACCUGUCUCUUUUGGUGAAGAUCUCCCUUUUCACAAAUUCUCUUGGACUAUUAGUGAUUUCUCUCUUCUCAGACAGAAUGAUUGCGUUUCGAAAACCUUUCACAUGGGAGAAAAAGAUUGGACUCUAACUUUGUAUCCAAAGGGGGACUCUAGAGCAGAUGGCGAGUUAUCCCAGCAUUUACAUUUAACUGACAAUGAUACUUUAUUGAAGGGUGAGCUGAUUUUCGUGCGAGUAAACCUGAAGGUUCUAGACCCGCGUGGAUCCAAUCACCUAUCAGUAUGGCUUAAAAGUUGGCUCUUGAACUCGAACAAAGCGUGGGGUAAGACCCAAUCCAUGUCUUUAGAUAAAAUUCAGGGGGCUUACUUGGACCGUGAAGGUACUUUGGAGGUAGAGAUCGAAUGUGAAGUUGUUAACUCCAUCAAAAACCAUCCCUGUUUUUAGGUUAUCUACCAUGCCAUGUCUACUACUCUAGGACUUACCUACUCUGUUUGUUGCGUAGAGAUUGAAAUGUGAAGUUAACGCUCUAUAUAUGUGAAGUUAACGCUCUAUCUAUGUUUUUAGGAUAUCUAUUAAUCUAUCAUGCAUGUCUGAGUCUGACUAUUGUAUGUCUGUAUGACUUUUCAUGCGUUUAUUAAUGAUCUUAUUAGUUAUUUAAUGUUUGUUUUGGUAUAUCAUUGCUUUUGGUUUAUUUCCUCCGACUUGCCAGUUUAUUAAAGAUCUUAAAAUAUU